Penicillium soppii is the source of this 2562-nucleotide messenger RNA. RefSeq names its product M28 family metallopeptidase. Bases 1 to 2562 code for a protein of 853 amino acids. The transcript is spliced from 2 exons. Gene Ontology annotation, molecular function: carboxypeptidase activity. The record is from RefSeq and is a predicted model, not a curated record. NCBI's taxonomy places the organism in Eukaryota, Fungi, Ascomycota, Eurotiomycetes, Eurotiales, Aspergillaceae.
AUGGGCGACGAGAAGUUUGAUUACCAGGCCGUCCCUAUCCCCUCCUAUGCCGAAGCCACCGGUCAACCCUCCUCCUCUCGUUCAGAUCUCGGUGAUGGAACCGAUGUGGAACGACAGGGGCUCCUCAGCCGUAAUGCCUCCCGUUAUCAACCCCCAACGGUGGAAUCCGCGCGCACCAGUCUCGAUGAUCUCGAAUCCGCCGCUUCACACUCGGAUCGAGGUUCUACGGAGGAACUACGAAGAGAAUUAGAUCAGAUGGAUGUGGAUGAUUCCGGGACAUCGCUGACCGGACGCCCGCCCCUACGACAUCGAUUCUCCAAGCAACUCAAUACUCUAAGCCGGGCCCUGUCUACAAUACAACGACCCUUUCAACGAUAUAUGCCGAAUUUCCGCUUUACAAUAAACCUAGGCGACGCGAGGGCACGCUUAAAAGAUCAGGGUUGCAUCAUGCUCCUCCGGGUGUUCGCGCUGUUAUUGGUCGUCUCCCUGGUCUAUGUGUUCUUCAUUGCAGAUAUCUUCAACAUCAACAGUCGCAUGGCCAUGGGCCAGUCCUAUAGCGCUGCAUCUGUCGAGAAUUUCAUUCAGGGCCACAUCAACGAGACGAAUAUCGCCGAGAACUUGCGCCGGGUCACAAACUAUACCCACGUCGCCGGUACCGAAGGCAGUUUUGCGCUAUCACAAUUGAUCGAGCAAGAGUUCCACAAAGCAGCCUUUGAUGAGGUUUCGCGGGAGGAAUUCCAGGUCUAUCUCAACUAUCCGCGCAAGGAUGGGAGGCGAGUGGCCAUCAUCGACCCACCCAAUCUAGCCUGGGAGGCUAAACUUGAAGAGGAUGACGCCAAAGACCUGGUCUUCCACGGACAUUCAAAGUCCGGAAAUGUGACUGGACACCUGGUGUAUGCCAACUACGGUUCUCGCGAGGACUUCAAACUGCUCGCAGAUAAGGGCGUUUCGCUCCAAGGCUCGAUCGCUCUGGUCCGUUAUUAUGGAACCGAAUCUGACCGCGCCUUGAAGAUCAAGGCCGCCGAACUGGCUGGCGCGGCCGGCUGCAUCAUCUACUCCGACCCUGCCGAGGAUGGAUUUGUCAAAGGCCCGGCCUAUCCCGAAGGCCGGUUCAUGCCAAGUGAUGGUGUGCAAAGGGGCGGUGUCAGCAUGAUGUCGCAGGUGGUCGGAGACGUCCUCACCCCUGGGUGGGCAUCUACACCAGGAGAAAAACACCGUCUUUCUCCAGCAGAUAGCCCCGGUUUGCCCAAGAUUCCCAGUCUCCCACUUGCCUGGCGUGAUGCGCAGCGGCUUUUGCAGGGUCUGAAAGGCCAUGGCUCCAAAGUACCAAAGGAGUGGGUGGGCGGUGUUCCCAAAGUCGAGUGGUGGACUGGUGAUCAAGACUCCCCUGUGGUUCAUCUGAUGAAUCUGCAGGAUGAAGUCGAACGGCAACCGAUCUACAAUAUCCACGCCAAAAUCAUUGGAAUGGACGAGCGUGAUAAGAAGAUCAUUGUUGGCAAUCACCGAGAUUCAUGGUGCAUGGGAAGCGUUGACCCUGGAAGUGGCACCGCCGCAUUCCUGGAGGUUGUACGCGCCUUUGGUGAGUUGCUCACCUACGGGUGGCGACCGCUUCGCACCAUCGAAUUUGUUAGCUGGGAUGGAGAAGAAUAUAACUUAAUCGGAUCAACAGAGUAUGUCGAGAAGGAGAUCGAUGAUCUUCGUACGAAUGCUUUUGCUUAUCUGAAUGUCGACGUGGGCGUGUCCGGGCCUAAUUUCCGUGUAUCGGCGUCGCCCGUCUUUGAGCGCACCGUGAUGCAGAUUCUGGGCCGUCUCUCGGACCCCUAUGCGAACGCAACAUUGAAAGAUCUUUGGGAGAAGAAGGGCUCAAAGAUUGCCCCACUUGGCGCUGGAAGCGACUAUGUUGCGUUCCAGGAUAUCGCGGGCACCUCGAGCAUUGACUUUGGGUUUGAGGGUGAGCCCUAUCCAUACCACAGCUGCUACGAGUCGUACGACUGGAUGGUGCAAAAUGCCGACCCUGACUUCCAAUACCACAAAAUCCUGGCUCAAUUUUGGGGAUUGCUCCUACUUGACCUUUCAGAGAACCCCAUGUUACCAUUCGACAUGGAGGCCUACGGUGACUCUGUCGGCGGAUGGGUCAAAGACUUGGAUGCAUACGCCAAGUCAAAGAAGGCUGAGGUGGACAUGCAACCUAUUUUCAGUGCUGCAGCCGAAAUGAAAGCCAACACUGCUCAGUUCCAGGCCUGGAAUAAGAUCUGGCAUGACACCGUGUGGGGUAUGGGAGGAUAUGAAAGUAAUGUCAUGGCAGUGCAGCGAGUCAGCCACAAUGCUCGAAUGGCUGCAUUUGAGACCGAUCUGCUUGACUUGGCAGCAGGCGGAGGUGUUCCCAACCGCACACAAUUCCGCCACGUCAUCUUCGGCCCCGAGCUGUGGUCCGGCUACGACGCCUCACUCUUCCCUGCUAUUCGAGAUAGCAUCAACACAGGGAACUGGACCUUAACCCAGCACUGGAUUAACCGAGUUGCCGACAUCAUUCACGAAGCCAGCACCAAGCUUCUCCAUUAA